This is a messenger RNA of Scheffersomyces amazonensis, 522 nucleotides long. RefSeq names its product copper metallochaperone (gene ATX1). Gene Ontology annotation, cellular component: cytosol. Gene Ontology annotation, molecular function: metal ion binding; copper chaperone activity. Bases 156 to 371 code for a protein of 71 amino acids. Lineage: Eukaryota; Fungi; Ascomycota; Pichiomycetes; Serinales; Debaryomycetaceae. Gene Ontology annotation, biological process: copper ion transport. The transcript has a single exon. The record is from RefSeq and is a predicted model, not a curated record.
CUAUGGCUGGCUUACAAAUUAUCUAUUUCAUCAGCUAUAUAAAUAUCCCUACAACUUCGUCAUUUGUUUCAACUGGACUUACAACUUCAGUAAAGUUCUGUAAAUAUAAUUAGUACUACUUUACUACUUUAUCCAUAUCCAUAUUUUUUUUAACUAUGUCACACCAAUAUCAUUUUGACGUUACUAUGUCAUGUUCAGGCUGCUCGGGAGCUGUAAAUAGGGUAUUAAGUAAAUUAGAUGGAGUAUCUAAAUUAGACAUCUCAUUAGAAAAGCAAUCGGUUGAUGUGGUAACUAAUUUGGACUAUGACACUAUCUACAAUACAAUUGCCAAGACUGGUAAAAAGAUCAAUGACGGUAAAAUUGUUGCCUAAGGGUGACAAUUGAAUUUAUGGCUAUAUAUAUAUAUAUAUACAUUAUAUAUGUUAGAUGGGAUUAGAUUAGGUAAGGUUUCUAAUUUCGAUGAUUUCUUCAAUGUAAUCAUCCCUUAGUGUGCUUUGAAUAAAUAAUUUUUUAAUCAUGGUA